Folsomia candida is the source of this 2260-nucleotide messenger RNA. RefSeq lists its product as uncharacterized. The record is from RefSeq and is a predicted model, not a curated record. The transcript is spliced from 4 exons. Lineage: Eukaryota; Metazoa; Arthropoda; Collembola; Entomobryomorpha; Isotomidae. The coding region runs from base 249 to 1355 and encodes 368 amino acids.
CUCGCAUCAACAACAUGCAAACAGUAAGGUUUAAAAAAUAACUUGUCUCUUGGAGUGAAAGUUCAAUCUCAUCUCACUCCAUCCAAAAGUAUGAAAAUUCCACCAAAAUCACAACCGGCUUAUUCACAGCCUUCACAUACAUUUAAAUAAUAAUUUUUCGUACCAUACCCAAACUUAUUAAGCAAUUGCAAAAUUAUAAGCAAUUAAUCAUUUUCAUUUAGCUGUACACUUCCGUAGAACUGAAGCCAAUGGCCCCUAAGGAAAUCCCUCGUGGUCCCUUGCUCACGACAUUUAAAAAUCUGGUAAACAAAAUUAUACGAGUAUAUCUAUCCGUACAGCCUAAAGAUACAGUUUCGAAAAAAAAAGAGUUCAAGUACAUUACCGAACUAGUCUUCUUUAUCCAAUCACAAGAUGUCAACAUUGUCAACAGAUGUUUAAAACACAUGGAGCAAGUGAUGAAGACAAAUGACAAAUAUUGGGUCGCGUUCUGUUGGGCUUAUUCGGUUAUUAUUAAUCAAGGGUCAAAGAAAAGCACUCCUUUUUUAAAACAACUCUAUAAAUUCUGUGUCGAACAUCAGGCCGAGUCGCUGCUCGACCUCCACAAAAUCAUGGUUAUGAUGGACUGCACUAAAAGAUUUGGUCCACUCGACCAAGAACAACUAAUGAUACCGGUAGAUAUAGGAUCAUCCCGAGAAGUGAGAUAUUGCACCAUGGAACAAAUUAUCACUACAAGAGCCCAAUUAUUCUCGGCAGAAAUCAAAACUUUGCACGACAUUGCCCCAGCCGCGUUUGGAAAUAAACCUGUUGAUUACUACGAAAACAUUCAGGAUAUAGACAUUAGAAAAAAAUUUGAUUUCCGUGAGUUCCACAAACUAAAGAACAAGCUGAGGACAUAUAUUCAGUCUGGUGGUAGUCUCAUGAUGGUGCCCAGCCUAAUCAGAGAAAUGGUGGAUAUUAGUCAUGAUAAUGCUCUAAAAGCCAAUUGGACGAUUAUCACAAUUCUGAACCAUCUUAAUCAGGAGUACCGCACACAGCCUUACAGUGUUGUGGAAGCGUUAUCCUUUCUCUGGGUAUACGUCGGGAUUUUGCUGAGAAGAAAAAAAGUGACAGGGGACAAUUUAGUGCUCACGGCAGGCGAGAACAAGAUGUUUGCCAAUUUGUUCGAGGCAGCCGUGCGCACAGACAUUGACAAGAAUAUGAAUCACAUUCUAAACCUUUGGAGCGUGAUAUGCACAUUGCACAACCCAUCCUCCAGUAGUACCUCUGGAGAGCAAGGGCCAUUCUAUCGAACACAUAUCCUAAUCAGGACUUGCUCCUCAAAAAGCUCAUUUAUGAUCCAAAUGUAUUCUUCAUAGAAUUGUCAAGCAGAGAAAUUCAUGAUCCAAUGAUAACCGACUCUGUUACCGAUCCGUACGGUAAAACGAAAUUGAAAAUUCAAAAGAAACGAAAACGUGACCAAGAAUCAGACAAGUCAUGUCAACUGGUAACAAAUUGUACUGCCAUUCAGACCCCUACCAGUUCAUCCAUUUCUAAGAAAAAGAAAAUUAAAACUGAGAAGCAAUCCCAACAUGAUGACGCCGCAACAAAUCCGCCAAUUAAAGAAGAAAGACAAGAGAAAUAUUUCACCCCACCAGCAAAUGAAGAAAAUGACGCCACUAUGCCAAACAUUCCGACUUCGGAUGAUCCCUUGUUCAUCACCGAUCCCAAUGUCGUGAUAAGAAUGAACCCCACCCUAUUUCCCUCCUACGACACACUUGGUUGGUCUGCCAGAAUGCUUCUUCCCUCCAAGAGGACGAAGAAACCCAGAACAAGUGAAGAUGUUCCGCUCCCCGUUAAUUCCCAUGCUCCAAUAAUCCCACCAAAUUGUUACGAAACAAUUCUUCCUAUUGAUUUUACACCGGAUGAGUACACCGAACAGAUGCUUGCUGAUAAUUAUUAUGCUCAAGGGGUCAAACUUGUAGAUGGGAGUCAUCGCGUCGUUUUCUAUCAUAAACUGAAGAGUGAAUACUUGAUGUGAUAUAAUAUUUAUUUAUUUACUUAUUCAUCUUAAUUGUGCAAAUUAAUUCCGCUCAACCAAUUUAGUCAUAGUACCGUAAUGAAGGUAGCCGAGAAUCCGCUGCACAAAUAUUUAGUUAGAUAAAUAUACUGUGAUAUAUUUACAUAGAUAUGUACAUAUUUUGAUCAUAAACGAAUCCAUAGACGAACCGUUGUAACUCGAAAGAAUAUACGCAACAUACGUAAAUAAAUGUUUUUUAAAUAA